CCGGUGGGUCAGCAUUAUGGGGGGGGGGUCUCUGCGAGGUCUUUGCUGUCUGAUUAGAGCCGGGCUGGGUGGGGGGGAGCCAACCCCGAGCAGCUCCUCGGUCUCUCCCGGGGCACAAACCCACCCCCUCGCCCUCCCCGGUGCCUUCGGGUGGGCUCCUUCCCCUCCCCGGCACCGCCACGAGGACGGGGCUUCCCCGGAGCCUGGGUAACGGGGCGCAGCGCCGAGGGCUCCCCUAAGCCCCCCUGCAUCUCGGGCACGGUUCGCAUUCACACCCUGGAGGGAUUCGCACCCGUGCAGCUGACAGAGACCCCUGCCCAUCGCCCGCCACGCUGGGGGACCCACGUUCCCACCCCGUCGGGGGUCCCCGGGGAGGGAAGCAGAGGCUGCGGGGCAGGCCGGGGGGCUCGCACCCGAAUCCCCAGGGCUGUGGCGAGGCCGUGGCGAGGCGGGAGAGCCUGCUCGGGAGGUGGCGGGGAUGCUGCGGGGCUGAUUAUUCACAGCUUCCCUCACCCCGAUUGGCUCCGCGGCGCUGAGCGGAGCCGGGCCCCGCAGCAGGAGGAGACUCGGUGGCCAUAAAAGCGGGCUUGGGAGCCGACGGGGCGCCGAGUCCAGUGGGCACCCGGGAGCUCCACGGCCUCCAGCCCGGCCUCGCCGCCGAUGCCCGGCUCAGCCUGACGUGGGGAGCGCCGCCAGCGACCCCGGGCGAGGGGCUCCGCGUGCCCCCCAAGCUCCGCAGGGUUUACCCAAGGGGGAGAGCUCGGCGGGACGGGGAGCGCCAGCAGCAGGAGCACGGCAGAGCUCCGUGGGGACCUUGGUGGCAGUGUGGGGACAAGGCAGCGGCUGCAGGGCAGGAUGGCGCGGCGGGCGCUGGUGCUGGUGCUCUGCCUCUCCCUGGCUGCGGCAGCCUCCGCCGACUGCGCGACCCAGUGCUCCCUGUGCGCCAGCCAGGGACGGGGCACCGAGAGCAGCGUGCGGCCCCUGAUGUGCCUGCGGGAGUGCCAGGGCUCCUCGCCGCCUGGCGCCGAGUGGGAGACCUGCAGGAAGGCGCUGGCGCUCCUGGCCCCGCUGGUGGCCCUGGCCGAAGGGACAGACCCGUCCCCUUCGGAGGCAGAGGACGAGGCAGAGCCGGAGCAGGAUCUCAGCCCCGGGGAGCUGCCGCUGGCACCGGUCAAGCGCUACGGGGGCUUCAUGAAGAAGCUGGCCAAGGGGAAGCUGCUGUCCCUGCUGCGCGAGAACGCCCACAGCAAGGGCAGCCUCAGCAAGAAGUUCGGGGGCUUCAGCCGCAAACCGGGGGAGCGGGCGGCCCCCGAGGACUACCCGGGGCCGGGGGACGUGGGCAGCGAGGAGCCCGCGGGCACGGGGGCCGAGGGGCAGGAGCUGGCAGAGCUGCACAAGCGCUACGGAGGCUUCAUGCGCCGGAUCCGGCCCAAGCUCAAGUGGGACAAUCAGAAGCGCUACGGGGGCUUCCUGCGGCGGCAGUUCAAGGUGACCACGCGGUCGGACGAGGACCCCAGUGCCUACUCAGCGGAGGUCUUAGACCUAUAGAGCCCAGCAAGGGACAGUCAGCCCUGCGGGUCCCCACGCCAACAGCCCAGAUGAUGCCAUCACCCCUACCCCUGUCCCCAGCCCAGCGUGGCUGGCAUCGUCCCCUCCUCAUCCGCACCACGGGGCACGGGCUGGGCUCCGCCACCCCCAGCCCCACACACCCCACGGAGGUGGCCCCGGCUCUGUCCCCAGUUGUUCCUCUCCAGCUCAUCUGCCCACCCCUCCAGGACCCCGUGCACCCAGGGGACGUUGUCACUCCUCCGGCUGCUGGUGGUGCAGCUGCUGGGCCAGCCCCUGUGCUCCCCAGGUAGCACGGGGGCAAAGCCACUGGGGACGCAUCCCCUGCCCUCCCGUGGCCGCAGAAGCACAGCAGGGUCUGGAAACCAUCACAGCUGACGGAUGGGGCAACAGCUCCUGAGGCCUGGGAAGGAUGAACCGGAGCAGGAUCAGGCCCUCCAGGCUGCGAUAUGACCCGUGCAGCCAGCAGGUCCCACAGGGGGCUGCACACCAGCCAUGGGGAGAGGCAGCUGGGCAGGGCUCGCACCACGUCCCCGCCGUCAGGGCAGGCUGCUGUGCUUGGCCGAGCACCCCUGUCCCCUCCUGGAGCUGCUCGUUGUGUCCCACUCAUCCCAGCCCCAUCACCUUCCCCGUUCCGAGAACACCCUCAUGGUUUGCUCGCCCGGGAGCAGGGUCGGACCUGCUUCCCCGGCCCCCUGCUCCCCCCCCGCAGCCAAUAAAAGGCAGAUGCCAACGAAGUCGUGCUGGUGCCGAGCGUCUGCUUCCUCCACGUGGAUCCAGCCCUUGGCACGAGGCGAUCGUGCACCCCAAACCGGGGCUGGGGUUGGGGGGGGCACGAGUGCCAGC
Oxyura jamaicensis (ruddy duck) is the source of this 2412-nucleotide messenger RNA. It is a transcript of the gene PDYN, whose product is annotated as prodynorphin. Gene Ontology annotation, cellular component: neuronal cell body; dendrite; axon terminus. NCBI's taxonomy places the organism in Eukaryota, Metazoa, Chordata, Aves, Anseriformes, Anatidae. Gene Ontology annotation, biological process: neuropeptide signaling pathway; sensory perception; chemical synaptic transmission. The transcript has 4 exons. The coding region runs from base 856 to 1548 and encodes 230 amino acids. The record is from RefSeq and is a predicted model, not a curated record. Gene Ontology annotation, molecular function: opioid receptor binding.